AUUUGCUGGUAACUACCAGUUGAGAAAUGGGGAAGGAAGGAGAAGAGAGGGGGGAUUCCUGGGAGGCGCGUGCAGAAACUGUUUUAACCCUAAAUGCUUCCUCUGACUCUGAUGUCUACCUCAUGGGCUUAGUUUGAACGGCACUUGGGGAGUAGGGUCAACGUAAUUGACUGGAACAGGAGGUAGAGAAUCUCGUUUCACGCACCAUUUUCGGAUCUCGAGAAAGAGCUAGGUCCACCCGUUUAAAGGCGAACCUUGCUGAGCGCUAUGUGAUCCGUGACGUCGAUCAUCCUGCGGAAUUCUGGUGGACUUGACCAGCCACGUAUGGCUGGAGGGGACGAGAAAAAAUAAUAAUGGUGGGGUUGUGGUUGGUCAAUCGUGUACUGUACAGUACUCGUACUAUACCGGGUACGACAAUCCGCUCUCCUUUCACCAAACACCAAUCGGUUAAUCGACUCGUUCGCGAUGGGAGUUCCUGUUAUCAUACCCCUAACAGACCGUGUUUCCAACUACUGUCCACUGGGGUUCCUUCCAGUCUGUACGGUACGUGUUUUCAGCCGCCACAGCCGGCGCCUCAUGAGGCUUUACCUUGUGAAACAACCAAUGGAUCUCUCCCAUUGCUAAUGAUACCAUUGGGUCCCAAUCGGUAUAUUUGCCUAAAACAUUGGAGCCGGCGACAGCUCCUCUUUCCAGUGCUGUCCAGACCAUUUACGCCUAGCUCCAGGCUAUUCUCAAACCUCAAUGAGCCUCCGUACGUUCCCGCCUUUUUAUUUCCUUGCUAUGGAAAGUGAUCGACUUAGUUCCAUUGUCCUGGGUCCCCUUCACGGGUGUGUGUGUGCGCAUGGAUGCCAUUGCGCUUGGGAUCUGUAGGCAUUGUCUUCAAUUGCUUCGUGGUGGUGGUGGAGGUGGUAUAUAUCGGCAUUCUCCAACCCCCCCUCCACCAUCUGCACUUCAUUAUUCCUGCACCUUCCCUUCACACACACCACACUUCCGGAGUUGAGCUCUGGGCUAUUUUUUUUUUUUUUUUUUUUUCGCUUCUUUUUGGGGCCUUUUGAUAUUUGCUUGUGGAGGUCUUUGAAAGUCUUCUAGUUUCCUCUUCUUUUUUUCCUUUUGACCUUCUGGAUACAGGGCUCUUUCUUCCCCACUAAACAUACACACAUACAUAAGAUACAAAUCUUCAAACUUUUACGCAGAAGAAUAACGGAUAUCGUGAAAAAAUAACUAGAAUUACAAUCAUCCCCUGCCCACAUACGACAAUACAGGAUGUAUGGUCCUACAAUCAACCUUUUCCAGCUCGCUGGAGUUGCUGCCAUGACUUUAAUUUCUGGUGCUCAUGGGCAUAGCUGGAUUGAUGGUCUGAAGGUAGUCUCCGGCGGUAAUAGUGGUCCUUUCCAAAACACCACUACUACCAAAGAAGGCCCACAAGGUGCGGGCAUUGGUUUCAUCCGUGCUUAUCAGGGCCACGUCGACGCGACAGCAGUCUACCUGAUCACCACCCCCAAACUCGACAGUAACAUCUGCCGUCCCAGCCAGCAACAAAACCCCACCACCAACACCCCCAAAUUCCCCCGCGUGAGCGCAUCCCCAGGGGACUUCAUCCAGGGCACCUACCUGGAAAACGGACACAUCUCCAAACCCGACGCUGCUGACGGCACUCCCGGCACAAUAUACUGGUUCGGCACCGCCAACGCAAAACCUGACGAUACCCUUGCGAACGUCAAGCAAUGGACCGUCGACGGGAAGGGCGGCGACGGCCGCGGAAGGCUCCUGGCGAACCCUAGUAACUUCGACGACGGGAAGUGCGCCGAAACGAAUGAUACUCCGAUUGCCAAGCAGCGCAAAGCUGCCGGUGGUGGUGGCGCGUGCAAGAGCGUUUUCAAGCUUCCAGAGGAUGCCAAGGUUGGAAGCACAUUCACGGUGUACUGGGUUUGGGAUUAUAGCAACCACUUCGGUCCCACGAAGAAGGGGCAUACAGAGUGGUAUACCUCUUGCAUCGAUAUUCAAGUUGUCGCGCCGAAAGGGAAGAGGUUCUGGCGCGGGUCAGCGAAGUUCAGAGCGAGAUUGUGA
Tuber melanosporum (Perigord truffle) is the source of this 2067-nucleotide messenger RNA. RefSeq lists its product as uncharacterized. The record is from RefSeq and is a predicted model, not a curated record. NCBI's taxonomy places the organism in Eukaryota, Fungi, Ascomycota, Pezizomycetes, Pezizales, Tuberaceae. Bases 1264 to 2067 code for a protein of 267 amino acids. The transcript is spliced from 3 exons.